AUGGUGUCCUCAUCAUCUCCUGUUCCCAUUACACGCAACGAUGACCAUACCCGAUCUCACCGUGACUUACCCGCCAUGCCCCCGGAAGCUCCCUCAGCUCUCGACAAACCUCCGCUCCCGAGCCGGACGGCCCCCGAAAACUCACCGCGAUCGUGGCGGAACCCCGACUUGACGCUGAAACAGGAUGGUCCUCUUUCUCAGUCAAGCCCCAACCGGAUGCUCAGCGAUCAUGCUUCUGCCGUGUCCCCAAAGAGUAGGAGGUCGCAGUCGGCAAGCCCUUUUCGGCUCGCGAUGCCCUAUCUAUCUCCGGGCCAGCUCGCCUUCUCCGCGAUGCAGUUCUUGCCCGUCCCCGUUCUUGUCCUCAAUAGCCUAAAAACAGUCGUGUUGGCAAACGAAGCCAUGGGCCGCCUCCUAGGUCUUCCGGUCGACGCGCCUGCACACCAGAACGGCCUUACCGUGCUGGAUCAGCUUCGAGGUCAGACCUUGUCUCAGGUCGGCGUUGACAUGCUGCAAGACGGGCGACCCGUUUGGGUUUCGUGGGACGACCUACUGGAUUCCUUGGUCACCGAUGGCGCAGCCGAUCAAGUAGGAGAGCCAUCUCAACCACAGUCUACCAAUGUCGCAUCUGCUCAGGACGCGACACCGACGACCUCCGAGCCGCUAACACCCGUCGGUGCUCCAUUAUCUGACAACGAUGGGACUGCAAGCAAGUCAUGCAGCAACUCAGUUAUCGAGGUCGUGGUCUCUCCUAAAAUUUACAGGCCAGCCUCCAAGACGAAAAAGUUGGACAACCAGGUCCUAGCAAAAAUGAUAAUCACCGUCUUCGAGGUCGAAGAGCAUCAGACGUACUUCACUCUUACUUUCACCAAUACAGAAACGCCGUCGGUGCCGAUUGCUCCCAGAAGGUCGUUGCCAAGGUCUUCGACAACAAUUCUCGAGGCUGCCGAGAAGAAGUCGAUCUCCAGCUCCAACCCGCCCUCAGUCGGCUCAAGCCAUGAUUCUAAUUCUCCAUCAUUCAGGAUCAGCCCCAGCGCUGUGUCACUAUCUUCAAGUCCCUUCCCACCCAUGGGCCCGCCGUCACGUAGUACGACGUCGCAAACGCCGUCGCUUUUCCAGAAGAUGACUAGAAUCAAGGAUGCGCUGUUGGAUAACACACAAAUGCCCAUCUUGGCGAUGUGGAAAGACGGCAGCAGUCCGGUCAUGAAUGCUGCUGCGCGGGAUCUCUUCUUUGAUCCCGAGGCCGCAGAAAUUACUGAUGUCCAGGGAUUGGAUCUUCUCAGCGAAUGGAUUGUUUACGAUGAAGACUUCACCCGCCAAUACGACUCCAGCGAGUUCCCCAUCGCCGUGCUGCUGAGGACCGGCGUACCAUUUACUGGUAUGCGAAUUGGCAUGUUUCACAGGUCAGAGAAGACGAAGGUCAUCUACGAUGUGCUGGGAGAGAUCAUCAAAGACCCGCUGACGGGAGAGAUGGUCGCCGGUGUCGUCACUUGUCGGGAUGUCACACAGAUGGCUCAGGAGAUCACAACCAUCAAGGAACAAGACGAAGAGAGGUUCAAACUCAUCUGUGAUACCAUGCCACAGAUGGUCUGGACCACCACACCUGACGGGAUGCAUGAUUUCUUUAACUCCCGGUGGUACGACUACACGGGCUUGACCCCCGAGGAAUCCCUCGGCCUCGGCUGGAAGAAUCCAUUUCACCCAGACGACAUGCCCUCGACUGUACGGAAAUGGAAGCACUGUCUGGCAACCGGAGACCCUUACUACACCGAGUAUAGGUGUCUGAGCAAACAUGGCGAGUGGAGGUGGAUGCUGGGACGAGCACUGCCGUUGAGAAACAAGCACACUGGAAAGAUUGAGAAGUGGUUCGGUACAUGUACAGAUGUGCAUGAGAGUCUCGAGACAAAGGCUGCAGCUAGGAGAAUGAGACAGCAGCUGCUCAGUGUCCUCUCUCACGCGCAGACGACAAUUUUCUCCGUCGACAGGAAUCGGAAGGUUACUAUGCUCGAAGGGGCCAUUAUCUGGGAUCGGAGGAAAGAGGCUCGAGGUCGUGAAGAUGAGAGUAGCGACGACGAUCUUUACGCACUGCACUAUGUCGGGAGAGAUGUAGAUGAGGUUUUCAACGACCUGAACUCACGAAUGCCACAUGGCGAGAUUCCUGCCUUUUUGGCUCCAAUUCACGAAAUGUUCCAUGGUAAACGGAGGCGGGAUAUGGUUACGGAACACGAGUUGGAUGAUCACUUUUUCCGAACUCGGUUUAUACCCACUUUUGGAAAGCAGUCUCGUGACGGCAUUACGAGCGAAUCCGUCGUUGAUGGGGUCAUAGGGGUCAUCAUGGAUGUAACGGAGCUCAAGGAGAGAGAACUUGACCUGAAGGCGCAAGCGAAAGAAAAGAGACAACUGGUAGCGAACGAAGCGGCCGCGAAAGAGGCUAGCCGAUUGAAGAGCCAGUUCCUGGCAAACAUGUCUCACGAGAUUAGGACGCCCAUCACAGGUGUGAUUGGCAUGGCUGAAUUGCUUCUCGACAUGCCUCUGGGCGAUGAGCAGAGGGAGUUUGCUCAAAAUAUUGUCAGAUCGGCCAAUGCUCUCCUGACCGUGAUCAACGACAUCCUUGAUUUUUCCAAGGUUGAAUCCGGGCGGCUGGACAUAGAAGAGGUCCAAUUUUCUCUCUCUGUCGUGGUACAGGACGUCUCCAAGAUGUUGAGCUUUGCGGCGGAAAGGAAAAAUCUGGCCUUCCAUGCCAAUAUAUCUGCGGAUAUCGCCGAAGAUCUUGUCGUGCUAGGGGAUCCCGGUCGUGUGAGGCAAAUCAUCACCAAUUUGCUGACGAACAGUAUAAAAUUCACAAAUACUGGAUACGUCAAGUUCUCCGUAUGGAAGGGAAAGGAAACCCAUGACAGCAUCGAAAUCAAGUUCGUGAUCGAAGAUACCGGAAUCGGUAUAGAAGAAGAAGUGCGGAAGCGUCUAUUCAAACCAUUUAGCCAAGGUGACCCAUCCACUGCGCGAAAAUUUGGUGGCACUGGUCUUGGCUUGACAAUAUCGAAGAACCUUGUUGAGCUGAUGCGAGGGAGGAUAUCCCUGGAGUCAUCGAUGGGUAACGGCACGACCGCCACCUUCUGGAUUCCCUUCAACAAGCCGCAGAGCGUGCACAAGUCGUCGCUGGUGGAGAUUGGUCCCAUACCCGACCGCCUACAGUCGGAAAUGAGCGUGUCUUGUAACAGCUCCGAAUUUGAGCAAAGGAUCAACACGCCCCCUGCCGACAAAACGCACAACCUCCUUGACGGCAGCCGAUCACCCCGAAGGACACAAUCCGUCAAUAUCCCGUCGUCUCUGAUGUUCAGCGAGGAAGACCUGCCCAUGUCGGAGCGAGCUAAUAUCUCCAUUCUUGUGGUAGAGGACAAUGCAAUCAACCAGCAAAUCGCCACGAAGACCAUCAAGAAGCUUGGCUUCAAAGUGGAUGCUGCAUGGAACGGCAAGGAGGCUCUUGACUAUCUCGAAGCCUCACAAGAGGGCAAAUUGCCAAAGCCCGAUAUUAUAUUGAUGGACGUCCAGAUGCCAGUGAUUGAUGGUUACAAAUGCACACACAUACUCCGCCAUCAUGUUCCGUACCGGGCGUUCGUAAGGGAUAUUCCGAUCGUGGCUAUGACCGCCUCCGCAAUCCAGGGCGACAGGGAAAAAUGCACAAAAGCCGGUAUGGACGAUUACUUGGCCAAACCAGUCAAAGGCAAGGUAUUGGAAAGGAUGCUCAUCAAGUGGGGGAAAACCAAAAGAAAAAGUCCGCCGCCAGCUGAUCGUACAGACAUGUCUGUGUCCGACUGCUCCGAAUCAGGUGAGCACUGCCUCAGUGCAGACAUACCAAUGCUGGGACUCUCAGAUAUUGACGCCGAGACUGCCACGCCGGACGAGCGCUCAGUCAUCGGCGACCAAGGAAAGGGGGAAGAGAACCGCAAAAGCGAACCGGACUCAAAGGGCGACGAGGAUCGCGUCAACUUGCUGACGCCGAGACCGAUGGUUCGUAAGGGGUCGCAUUUCCCAUUCGGAUCAUACGGCAGCACCGCGUCAUCGCAGACAAGGCAGUUGGAUUCGGACGAGCUGGCAAUGCAGCUCAGGGACGACAAGCUCUUGGGGGCAGCAGGUGCAACGGAUGCGCCAAAACCACAUGGACUAUCAAACAGCCUACCGGAAGGCGAUUCGCUGACCGAAGAAAACGUCGAGAAACUCGAAAAGGAGGGAUCGAAAGGACAGAAGAGGAAAUCAUAG
Molecule: messenger RNA, 4254 nt
Organism: Neoarthrinium moseri
Lineage: Eukaryota; Fungi; Ascomycota; Sordariomycetes; Amphisphaeriales; Apiosporaceae
Exons: 6
Coding region: 1-4254 (1417 amino acids)
Biological process (GO): phosphorelay signal transduction system; phosphorylation
Molecular function (GO): phosphorelay sensor kinase activity; protein binding
Source: RefSeq, a predicted model, not a curated record